AUGUCAAAAGAAGGCAGGCGACAUAUUCGACCGGAUAGCUCAAUUCUGUCUGUCCUACUCAUCGUGAAGACAGGUCCUGGCUACUUCAAGCGACGACAAAUCACACGGGACCUGUGGUUCUCUAGAUGUACCAGCGGUGAUCUCUUUGGUGACAGUAAGUCUCUAAACUGGACAGAACACCAGCUUCUAAAGGAUGUGAAUGUGGAGUGUCUGUUCCUUGCUGGAGUUUCAGAGAAGAAAGAUGUCAUGGAAGCACUGCGAAAGGAGAAAGAGACCAAAGGUGACAUAUUUCUGGCACCGUUCGUGGAUAAUUAUCACAGGAUGACGGCCAAAACACAGUGGACACUGCUGUGGAGUCUUCAAAGGGAGAAGCCAUACGAUUACAUCAUGCUGGUUGAUGAUGAUACAUACAUAGUGUUCCGUCAGCUCCUACCGUGGCUGUUGCGUCAGCCUAGACAACGUCUCUACUCAGGACAUCGGCAUGGAAAUAAUAAUUUAGUUCCUGUUGUAUUAUGCUCAGCUGAUCCACGAAAUCCAAACUGCAUCAAGAAACUCCCAGCUUUCCUGAAAGGCAGAAGCACUUACGCUCCUUUUGCAGCAGGCUUUGCCUAUGUGCUUUCUCGUGACGUGGUUUCGCUGGUUGUGCAGGAUGCGCUGCAGUACAUUACGGAUGGCGAUGGUCUUCCUGGCAAUGUUGAGGAUGCCAUGGUGGGAGGACUUGCAAACUCAACAGGAGUGAGCCUGCGUGAUGAACCAGGUUUUAUUCACUACAUGGAUGAGAAAUGUUCGGCCGAUACUUUGAUACUCGUUCUAGGCAAUGCACCUAGCCGGGUUCUAGUGAAGAUGAUGGUUAAUGAAGAAGCAGGCAAACCAGUCUGCUUUCAACUCUAG
Molecule: messenger RNA, 891 nt
Organism: Sycon ciliatum
Lineage: Eukaryota; Metazoa; Porifera; Calcarea; Leucosolenida; Sycettidae
Product: lactosylceramide 1,3-N-acetyl-beta-D-glucosaminyltransferase A-like
Exons: 1
Coding region: 1-891 (296 amino acids)
Cellular component (GO): Golgi membrane
Molecular function (GO): hexosyltransferase activity
Source: RefSeq, a predicted model, not a curated record